Molecule: messenger RNA, 5219 nt
Organism: Folsomia candida
Lineage: Eukaryota; Metazoa; Arthropoda; Collembola; Entomobryomorpha; Isotomidae
Exons: 9
Coding region: 2019-3815 (598 amino acids)
Biological process (GO): mitotic sister chromatid cohesion; replication-born double-strand break repair via sister chromatid exchange; synaptonemal complex assembly
Cellular component (GO): cohesin complex; synaptonemal complex
Molecular function (GO): chromatin binding; protein binding
Source: RefSeq, a predicted model, not a curated record
GUUUUCGUAAAAAUAAGGUGACCCAUCCUCCUGUGAUGAAAGGAGCGUAUUUCUGCAUAUCCUUCAUAAGCAUUUGUACUCGCUGGGAUUACUGGAAACAAUAAAUAAUUGACAACUGUGUUAUUAUUAUUUUUCUGACACAAGACUUCACAAGAGAACUAUUAAUGACUUUACGCUGUCCAGUGAAACCUAUAAAAUUGACUUGCAGAGUUCUUAAACACUCCAGUCUGAUUUUUGACUGAAAUCGCUUCGAUUUUUUUGCCAUCGUGCAUAUUCCCGACUACUUAACUUUUUGUUCUCGUACAAAAUUUUUUACAAAAAACUGAACUAAUUAAGUAACACUCAAGAAGGUAGUGAACAAUAAUUUUACUUGCACUUGACCCGUUCCAGUAUUAUCUUAUUACAAGAGUAGAAGUCGCGUCAUAUCAAAUUGAAUGAAUCACAACGACCGUGUGCCGGACCGCACCAUUCUCUCAAAGAAGCUACCCCCUGAAAACUGCUGGUUCAAGCCAAACUCUUUUCUCAAUCCAUCCCUCCCAAGGUGCAAUCUCGCUUUAUAGCACUGGCUGAAACCACCCCCACCAAAAUAAUCCCAUUUCUCACUUUGUACUUCCCCUCCUCGUCAUCACCACACCAUGCAUUUCUACAUCUUCUCCUCCGACAAAGGUCCCCGACAACAGGAGUUGACAUCAAGCAAUUGUAGCGACGACGUGGUUGAACCCCCGGAGGAGAACGACACGGACGACGACUUGGUCCUCUCCUUUGAAAUAAUCAGCGAAGAGGAAGUUGCCCGUCUACAAUUUCCCUUUCUCCAGCCAUCGGCACCAAGCAGUAUGUCGUCAUCGUCGCCAUCCUCCAUUUCGAUCUCAUCCCAGGGGUCCAAUUCCAGCCUGGGUUCUACCGGAACGGGCGAUUAUUAUAACCCGUUCCCAGCAAAACCAUCUGUGAUAAAUCCAAAGCGUUUCUUCCGCAAGUCGCCUCCAAAGUUGUCACUUCCACCAUUAGAAGAAAAACUAACAACGGCGCCGAAAAAGGGACCACCCCCCGAACUCACUGAGGAGGAAAUGAUGUCCUCCACGGCCAGAAUUUGGUACGUAAUUCAGCUCAAAGGACAUUACAACCAUGGGCUGGAGGAGUCUGAAGAGGAAGACAGCUACUUCUACCACCAUCCCCCGUUAACAAUGGGAGAUCAUUCUUUGGCGACGAUGGAAGAUUCUUCUUCCACAAAAAUGACCGGCUGGUUUUCCAGUCUUCUUCACCUUCCUCAGAAAAUUAAGCAGCAUCAGGCCGACAAGCACCGUUUCAAUGUCAACACGUCUUCGCCCGAAGUUCGAGAACAACUGAAGCAUUUGUAUGUCUACUGAAUUACUGAUUUUUAUGACCGUCCUCAAUAAUAUGUCGACCUUGAUGAUUAUUGCAAUCUGAUUACUAUUACAAAUUUUACUGUAUCGUUAUUGCCGAUAACUAGUAUUACUUAAUAACUAACAUACAUACAUUUUACUUUUAGCUGGAGGAAAGUUAAAUAUCUUAUAAAUGGAGUUUUUAUCUGUAGAAAAGUGAGAAUUUCUAUUAAACUUUAAGAUUAUGCCUUAAAUUUUAAUAUAGUGAAUAGUUUCAACUGAUGCAUUCUUUCUAUAAGUUACAGCAUAAUUAAGAAAUAAUUUUAAAACGUCAAAAAUAAACAUUUUUGUACAUUAUUUCUUAUAUACAUAAUAUAUAUACGAGAAUGAGAAGAACACAUAAAAUUUUAAAAAAACGUCAAUGAAGUUUUCGAAAGAUUAUUAUUUGCAUAAACUCAUUAGUUUUCAUGAAGGAUUGAAAUAACAUUUGUACUUGUUGCCAUUUUCAUUGGUGUGAACGACCCUAAUCCAGAGCUGGAGUUUGGAGUCAACGAACUGUCCGUCGUCUCAAAUUUCUCAAAUUUACUUUUCUUUCUCAAGUUCAGAUUGUGAGGUUGGUCAUUUUCCGUCAGCUCAUCUUCAGUUGCCAGUAAUAAACACGGAUUUUGUGCCUGCGCCAUGUUUUUCGCCCAGGAUGUCUUGUACAGCGACGGUCCCCUCUCUCUUAUGUGGAUGGCAGGGAACAAUGAGUUCAAGGGGAAGGAUUUCAAAUCUCGGAGAAAUAAGACAUAUUUGCUUCUUUUGAACUCGAAUAUUAUAGAACUUGCGGCUCAAGUUCGAAAGUAUUUUCCUGCAAUGGGAUCUGCUCAUGGACUAAGUUUGAGGAAAGUUUCAAUCUUGAUCAAAGGUCUCAGCAUAAUUUAUCAAAAACAAAUGCAGCACUUGGCAUGGAGCAUGCACACUAUUCAUUUACGAAUGAGUAUCAGUGCCAAGCAGCUUCGACAGAUCGACUUGCCAGUGGAAACCCCAUCGCGGACGACUCAUCGAAGCGUUGUCCCUCAACCAGUUGAAACUUUUGGAUUUGGAGAUUUCGAUGAAACAUUAGGAGCGGAUUUGCUGGUUGAUGAAUUUCGUCCGCGUUGCUUUACUUCAAAUGCAGUACUUCCAGAAGUUGUUGUACGUCCUGCUAUUACUGAAACACCAAAUUCUGAUGAGCGAGGCACUAGUAGCAGAAAGCGAAAACGUCAUGUUCAACAAACCGAGGAAGGAUUUGACGAAAGUCAAGUCUUAAAUCUGUUGGAAGAGGCCAUAUCUCGCAACCCAAUGGCACAUUGCCUUCUUGAAGAUGAUGCCAAUCAACCACAGCGAGAAUUUGAAGGAUUCGACCAAUUUGGUGAUAUGGGAAUGGGAUUCGGCGACUAUUUGAAUGAAAACAUGGAAUCUAGAGCCGGAAGAACGACUGAAAAUGACGGCCCAGCAAUAAGCGUAGAAAAUCCGAUGUUACUCUCUCCAGGGGACAGAGUCACCACACGGAAUCUAGAUGAUGGCGAAGGUCGUCAUGGACGUUCAAGGAAACGCCCAGCAAGUGUAUCUGAAGCAGGCGAUAUUGAACAAGAGAUUGGGCAACAACAAAAUGUUGAAUCUGUACUCGGUACUCAAAGCACAGUAAUGAGUACAGAGGGAGAGCAAUUGGACUUACAAUCCCUUCAAGUAGUUGACCGGCGGAGGGGACGUCGACGCUAUCCAUUACAAAUUGAUCAAGAGACGCUCAUUACAUUGCAAUAUAUGCAUAUGCAAUUGCAAGCACAAAAACGACCCUUGGACUACGACGAAUUGGAGGAGAUGAGACAAUCUGAUCGUAACGGCCUUGUGGAAAAGAAAAAUAAAAAGAUAGCGUUGGAUGUCCUCCUAGAAAGCGCAAUUGGCAGACAAACUAAUGUUGGCUCAGCACUCAAGCAAUUUAUUGGACAGGCUCACGCCACAGCUUUACUUCCUGUACCAAUUCGUGAUCGGCUUCCAGAAGAACUAGGAGGCAAUCUUAUUGCGUCGAGAAAUGUGCGUGAAGAAGGAACUUUACCAGGAGGAGUUUCGACUUUUGGGAUACAAGGAGGACAAAUUGCAAGUGAUAUUGGUAUGGACAUGCAAAACGAAGUAGAAUCAGAACAAGACAAUCAGAGCGAAAUGGGUCGGCAAAUAAUGAAUGAUGUGCAACAGGGCGAAAUGGAAUACCAAGCACCGGAAUUUGACAUCCCCGAAAUUAUUCUGCAUCCUCCAGAAGUACAUCCAGAAGAGCUUGGCGUUGCUGGACUUGGUGAUGAAACGGUUACUUUCAAAAAGUUGUUUCCACCUGGGAAGAUUUCAAAGAAACAGGCAGCAACGGGAUUCUAUCAAUUACUCAGAAUGAAAGCGAUGCACAAGGUGGAGCUAAAGCAAGAUGAACCAUACGGAGAUAUUUUCGUGUCCAAAUCAGCUUAGAAGUGAUAUGAAAAAUAGUAUUUAUUACCAGAAGGUAUUAUCUUCCAUAUUUUUGUUUGUCUUCGUGAAGUUGAACUUUUUAGGCUUCUAUUUUUUUUACUACUAGAUGCAUAGAUUUAAAUAUAAUUAUUACUUUUGAACCCGUUAUUUGUUUGCAUUUUUCUAAUUAUCCAAUAUUUCUUAAUCGAGAUGUAUGUAAUAAAUAAAUUACAGUUGUCCAGAAAUAAAGUAGUGUCCCAAAAAUAGAGCAUGUUGUUUCGUAACCUAAUACAUAAGUGGUUAAUGGAUUCUGGGUAUUGGAAAAGUAGGUAUUCUCAAUCGCUGUCCAUUCCUCUGCUUGUUUUUAAUUAUAUCUACAUCAUUCAGUACAACGAAUGUAUAACCUUUGAGAUGAUGACACAUGCAUGUUCAUCCUUCUUAAUGGAGGUGGGUCUCAUAAGUAUGCAAAUCUGAGGAUAAUUACAUAAAUCUGUUGAUUACUUUGUAAGAUAUUGAUCUGCGUCUGAUAUAAGUAGCUCCAGAGCUUCAGGUUCUGCUCAGUUAUCAGUUGAAAUUUGUUGAGCAAGCAGCAGCAAGAUAUCUACCCCAUCAAUCUGCUUAGUUGUGUGACGACUCGCUUCCUAUAAUCUCUACAGUUUAGAACGAGUAUCAACAUUGGCAAAAUGAGGCGUGCCAGUUUCAUGAACAAACAACUCUCUCAGUCCCACGAUGAAGGUCUGGAUGAAAACGGAAACUUUGACUUGGUCAGCUCGGAAACUGACCGUUAUAUGCUAUCGCCCCCACCACAAUCUGCCGGUUUUCUCGCCAAUUCGAGAUCAUUCUCAAACUUCAAGUCGGUUUCAGGAGGAAUGACAUCAAGGCCAUCAUUCAUCUCUCUCAUGUUAAUCGCUUCUGACGACGAGCUAUCCAGACUUCCCAAACUUCCAGCCCCACUUCAAGUCGAAACAGACACGUAUCAAAAAUGUGGCUGGGAAGAUGAACCUAAAAAUUGUUCUCACCUCCCAGUUUUGCACCCACCCUCCGACUCUGAGGACGAAAGUGAAGCCCACAAUGGAAUUUUACAAACUAUUAUACAUUUACCAGAGAGAAUGCGAAAAAUUUCUGCAGACAAGCAAAGAUUUAAUGUUUAUGCCCUUCCAGAUCAGGAUAGAAAGCAACUUAAAAAUUUAUAUGUUUUUUAAAAAAGUUAAAAAAUUGUAUGCAUAUUUUUGUAAGUUAUCGGAAUUAUAGAUUAUUAAAAUAAUUUAAAUAUAUAGGUAAUAAUAAUGUUCCUUUAGAUUUAGUUUAAACUUGAAUAAGAAGAAAACCUAAGUUAUAUCUACUAAUAAUUACAUUUCUUGAAAUGUCUCAAUUCAACUAUUUAGUUGAGUUGUAAAUAAAUUUUCCAAGUUAUAAAAAAAUCAA